Molecule: messenger RNA, 631 nt
Organism: Asparagus officinalis (garden asparagus)
Lineage: Eukaryota; Viridiplantae; Streptophyta; Magnoliopsida; Asparagales; Asparagaceae
Product: NADP-specific glutamate dehydrogenase-like
Exons: 6
Coding region: 259-483 (74 amino acids)
Cellular component (GO): cytosol
Molecular function (GO): L-glutamate dehydrogenase (NADP+) activity
Source: RefSeq, a predicted model, not a curated record
UCCGGUUUCUAAAGUUCCGCCUCCCCUCUCUUUCAUCUUUCGGUUUUGAGCUCUCCUUCUCCAAGAGUUCUAAAUCUCCAAGAACUUCCCCACACCAAGGACUCCAAACAAGAUCCAAGUCUUCCUCCUUAAAACCCAUCAACUUUGAUAAGAUAAAGCCUCAAAAAAGAAACCCUGACCUUGGCCGAAAUCUUCAUCUCCCCACAAGCUAGGGUUUGUGAUUUUCUUCUUCUUCAAGCUUCAGAACUUGGGUUAGCUAUGGCGACGAGGAAGUCACGUACCGCGAGGGGUCGUUCUGCUACCCAGUCACCCGAGCCCGAACCUUUCAGUUGCACUGGACCGAAGAUAUUCUGGUCAGGUUCCAGUCUUCGAACUGAAGCUACUGGCUACGGACUGGUUUUCUUUGCACGCCUUGCUGAGAUGAAUAAAGAGCUCAAAGGAUUAAGAAUGAAAUCGACCACUCUGAUGCCCUUGCUUUGGUGAACUCUGGUUGCCGUAUAAUAAUGGAAGAUAUGGGAGGAACUGGUGAAAUCUAUUGAAAUUUGAUUUAGCUUUGGUCAAGCGUGAUAUUGUGCUGAGAGUGCUUGUGCUUUGGUCUCACCUUUUUCGGUUCUCAUUGUCAUUUGAUAUA